AUGGCAUAUGAUGGCCACAUCUCGCUGCGGCUCAAGCACGGCAUUCACACAAUCUACAUGUUUGCAGAUGCGCACGCGCCCAUGUCUGAAGUUACGCAGGAGCUGGUUGAACUUUUGAGAGAACGGUACCCAGACGGGCUCACCACGGCUAUUGCACCACCCAAGACCAUGACAGUCCCUUCAGACCCCAAACUCGCCUACGCGGUUCUCAACGUCCCCAAUGACCCUUCACGGGGAUGGAAGAGAAUCAAGACAGGCGAGGACGAAGUCAACACACCGACAAAAUCCGGGCUAAAGAACAACAGCAUCGUUGCUUUUACGUUUAUUUCAGACGAUCAAGACGAGGACGACGUGUUAUUCGAGGUGGAAUGGCCAAAGGACGACGACGAAAUGUACGAGCAAGCGGGGUGA
Messenger RNA from Pochonia chlamydosporia 170, 411 nucleotides. RefSeq lists its product as hypothetical. The transcript has 2 exons. Bases 1 to 411 code for a protein of 136 amino acids. NCBI's taxonomy places the organism in Eukaryota, Fungi, Ascomycota, Sordariomycetes, Hypocreales, Clavicipitaceae. The record is from RefSeq and is a predicted model, not a curated record.